Messenger RNA from Quercus lobata, 1182 nucleotides. RefSeq names its product F-box/kelch-repeat protein At3g06240-like. Gene Ontology annotation, molecular function: protein binding. The transcript has a single exon. The record is from RefSeq and is a predicted model, not a curated record. The coding region runs from base 1 to 1182 and encodes 393 amino acids. NCBI's taxonomy places the organism in Eukaryota, Viridiplantae, Streptophyta, Magnoliopsida, Fagales, Fagaceae.
AUGUCGCAAAGGAAACACGUCCCAUACGACAUCAUCAUCAUCAGCAUCCUGCCAAAGCUACCGGUCAAAUCAAUAGUAAGGUUCAGAUGUGUCAGCAAGUUAUGGGACUCCACAAUCACCAGCUCUGAUUUCAUCUCCACCCACCUUAUUAGUAACAACAACAAUAACAACGUGUCUGAUCAUGGUUAUCUCAUACACAUGCCUAAUGUUAUCACAAAGGAAGCCACGUAUUCUUCUUCUUCAUUAUCUUCUUCUUCUCUUUCUAACCCAGUUUGUUUGGUUGCUUGUGAUCCUAAGUUUAACAAGAUUUCUGAGUAUAGAAUUUCCUCAGAUUUCUCUAUAGAGUGUUCCAAUAUAGUAGGUUCAUGCAAUGGCGUAUUGUGUCUCGCUGAUUCUUCAUGGAACCCCACGUAUUUGUGGAACCCCAGCAUUAGAAAGUUCAAGAGUUUGCCUUGCUUAAGCAGAUACCAAUGGGUUUCCGCUGGAUUUGCUUAUCAGUCUGAAACCAAUGACUACAAGGUCAUAAAGAUAUAUUCUACGUCUGAACCCUCCAUCAAAAGACAUGCUGAGCUACAGGCCGAGGUUUACACGUUAAGUUCGGAUGAAUGGAGAAGGGUUGGAAUCUCAUUGAACUUAAUAAGAUUAAAGGAAUCUCAUUCAUCUGAUACAUUUGUUAGUGGGGCUUUGCAUUGGGUGGCAUGGAUUAAAGAGGAUUUCGGAAUUAGUAGAAAAAAGAUUUUGUCAUUUGAUGUCAACAAUGAGAAAUUUGGAGAGAUAGCAAUCCCUUAUGGUGGGAAAAUACACCCAGAAAUUCUAGCUGUGAUCAAGGGGAAUCUGGCCUUCAUUUCAUCAGAAUUUUGUUAUGCCCCUGGAAUACGCUACGGCGUUUGGGUGAUGGGGGAGUAUGGUGUAUGUGAAUCAUGGAAUAAACUUUUUACCUUGCGGUUGGGAGGUUUUGAAUCCAUAAUUGGUUGCACGAGGCAUGGUGAAGUUAUAGUAAAGACUGCCAAGACAAAAUUCGAUGCUGAAUUACAAGGGGGAAUUUAUUUUGUUGUUGUUAUAAUUGACCCUGUAACUCUAGAUGAGAAGGAGCUUAUUGUUCCACAUUUUCCAACUAAAGCUACUACUUUUGUGGAAAGCCUUGUGUUGCUUGAUGAAAAUCCGGAUAAGAAGAUUUCAUAG